GACGAACGGUGUAUUCAAAUCUGCGAAAUAGGUGCGUUGUUAUGUUGAUUGUGGUUGAAACUGUCUUUACAAUCAGACACAGACAAAGCAGCUGUGAGUUUUACCUUCUUGAACAGAAGCUAUUGAAAGGCAUGGUUACUUCCCUGCUGGGGCUACAGCGGCUGAAUGAAAAAAUUCAGCUCAAUUUAUAACUGAAGACCCUGAUUGCGCAGCGUGGUGUCUUCGAGUCUUUCUAGAAAGUGAAAGCGUCCAACUGUGACCUGUUAACGGGAGAAACCUAUUUUAUCCCGGCCCUAGAAACAAAAUAAACAGCUUGUCACGAUGAUUUCAUCAAACGCAAACAACAUAUCCGUGGUUUUGGACCAUGCUGGUUCGGACAGAAAUGAUACUUCUACGCCAACAAAAUGUGCCGCUUUCACUGUUGGACCCAUGGAAAUUUAUAUCACAAUACAUGUUCUCACUCUUUUAGUGUCCUUGGUGGGAAACAUUCUUAUCAUUGCUGCUUAUGUGAGAAUGAAGGAAAAUAUUUUGCUCCCUAUCGCCAACAUGGCUGCAUCUGAUCUGCUGACUGCACUCUUUCUAAUGCCUCGCCUUUUAACAAGAGAGUUCACUCGAUCCAACGUUUUCCUCGUUCGAGGAGGUACAGGUACAUUUCUGUGCAAGAUGUGUACUUUUCUAAGCGACGUAUCGUUGUCUGUGUCGACCCAGAGCGUAUUGCUUAUAGCCACUGAACGAUUCCUUGCUAUUGUUUAUCCACUUCUGUAUAAGAAGGUGUUCACGGUGAAAAGACGCUAUCUCUUCGUCGCUUUAACAUGGAUAGCUUCCAUGGCGAUUCAUUCGCCAUACUUUUACAUUUUCCGUCUGUCUGCCGAUAACACGUGUCAACCCAACUGGGAACCAGCUUUUGAUCAUGAGUCGACGCAGCCACGCUACCUGAUCUUUCUAUUCAUAACAGUUUUGUUUUUACCGCUGCUUUCUAUUUCUGUGCUUUAUGGUAUUAUCCAUGUUAAACUUCAGAGAGAUAAAUUGGCUUCGUCUCGAACUGAGAGAGGGGCUGUAAGACAUCAAGAACGCAGCAGGAAGUUACAAAGGAUGGGAAUAGCUACUAUCAUUGCGUUCUUACUUUGCUGGACGCUUUAUAUUGGAAUAAGUGUUUUCAAACUAUUUUCCCCAAAUAAUCAACAGAAUUGUAAUAUAGGUUUCAGGAUGGUUGAUCAUAUUUCUCGAGUUUUGGUAAGCUGCUAUCCUGCGGUAAAUGCGAGCAUUUGCUUCAUUUUCGUACAGGGCUUUACUCAGCAGCUUAUAGGUAUGUGUAGACGAAAACGCCAACGAUCAGUCACUACUGAAAUAGUACAAGAUUGGUCUGCGGAGAACAACUGCAGUCGCAUAAGAUCUGAAUCAGCGCAAACAUUGAGCUCGUUACUGAUCACGAGAAACGGGAACAAUUGCUCACUCGUUGAUUCCCAUCUAGUCUAAGACCCAUCCUUUCUUUGUCUUAGACUAGUCUAGAAUUGACUGAUAGAAAUGCCCAGUUGAAAACAAGCUAAUUUGCAUACUUAGAUGUGCGACUUUCUGAUGAAAUUUACAUUCUAAUUUCAUCAUGUUAUUGUUUUAAGCGAUCGAGUGCAUGUCUGGUAAACCGAUGUGUUUAUGAAGCACUUUUCCCUCGAGAUAGUUACUCGCAAAUGGUUAAGUAUGCAAUUUUUUAUCAACUUAAUGGGAUUUUGGAAAUAAAAUAUUCACGAAAUGAAA
This is a messenger RNA of Pocillopora verrucosa, 1752 nucleotides long. RefSeq names its product QRFP-like peptide receptor. Gene Ontology annotation, biological process: G protein-coupled receptor signaling pathway. The record is from RefSeq and is a predicted model, not a curated record. Gene Ontology annotation, molecular function: G protein-coupled receptor activity. Lineage: Eukaryota; Metazoa; Cnidaria; Anthozoa; Scleractinia; Pocilloporidae. Gene Ontology annotation, cellular component: membrane.